AUGGCCAUUGCGGCCACGCUGCCCAAGCACUGCGAGGUGACCAUCGUGGCGCGCAACCUCCCCGGCGAUCCAGACAACAUAGAAUGGGCCAGUCCAUGGGCCGGUGCCUGCUGGGUAGCGGAGGAGGGAUCAACCCCCUCGGAGCAGACGAUGCAGCUCGACGCGCUGGCGUACUGGCUCCAUCUGGCCGAGCGGUUCCCCGCGUCGAGUGUCAAGAAGACGGUGGUCUACGAUGUUUUUGACUAUGCAUCCCUGGAGGACAUCUGGUACAGAGACAGGGUGCCUGACUUUAGGGUCAUGGACAAAGGGGAGCUCCCACCGGGGGCCAAGUUGGGCGUCUCCUACACAACCAUCAUCUUGACGCCGUCCAUCCUCCUGCCGUGGCUGCGCAAGCGUCUUGAGGCGAAGGGCGUCACGUUCGAGAGGGCGACUGUCCGCUCACUCGCUGAUCUCAAGGGCAUGGGGCACGAUGUGCUCAUCAACGCCAGCGGCAGUGGACCGAUGUAUCUGAAAGAUGUCCAGGACCACACCAUGAGCCCCGUGCGCGGGCAGACGGUGCUGGUGCGAAGCAACUUUGACGAGCUGUGGAUCCGGCGAGGCGAGGCCUACACAUAUCACCUCGCACGGGGGGACGGGACGGCUGUUCUCGGUGGCAUCAAGGACACGGGGAGCACGGAUCCUCGCGCCAGCGAGGCGACGAGACAAGAUAUCGUACGUCGCAUAAGCGAGAACCUGCCGCAGCACUUCCCGUCUUCCGACGUCAAGGACUUGGAGAUCAUCCGAGACCUCGUCGGCGUCCGGCCGUAUAGGAAGACCGUGAGGCUCGAGGAGGAGGAGCUGGGCGGCCAGUGCGUGAUCCACGCGUAUGGGACGGGCAGCGGUGGCUAUGCCUUCAGCUGGGGCCUGGCGAGGCAGGCAGUCGACUUGGUGAACAGGCGUCUCCUUGCGCUCCCAAAGUCCCUGUCGUCAAAGCUUUGA
Emericellopsis atlantica is the source of this 978-nucleotide messenger RNA. RefSeq lists its product as uncharacterized. The record is from RefSeq and is a predicted model, not a curated record. Lineage: Eukaryota; Fungi; Ascomycota; Sordariomycetes; Hypocreales; Bionectriaceae. The transcript is spliced from 2 exons. The coding region runs from base 1 to 978 and encodes 325 amino acids. Gene Ontology annotation, molecular function: D-amino-acid oxidase activity; FAD binding.